Messenger RNA from Malania oleifera, 1300 nucleotides. Its product is annotated as thiamine phosphate phosphatase-like protein. Gene Ontology annotation, molecular function: phosphatase activity. The record is from RefSeq and is a predicted model, not a curated record. The transcript has 4 exons. The coding region runs from base 186 to 1025 and encodes 279 amino acids. Lineage: Eukaryota; Viridiplantae; Streptophyta; Magnoliopsida; Santalales; Ximeniaceae.
GGCAAUGGUUUCUUCUCAAAAUCGAACGGCUGUUAUCACCCGGCAUUAUGGUCUAUGCGCGCGCGGAGCAGCAGAUAAUAAACUCCGUAAUUCCCCGAACCGAGGAUCCAAUUGCUCUCGGCGAAUCAGUGGGCGGUGGUGAGUCCAGGAAGCGGUUUUAAUCUGCCGCCGGAAAACAACCCAGAAUGGCGGCACCGACGGUGGUUGUUUUCGACUUUGACCGGACGAUAAUCGACGGCGACAGCGACAAUUGGGUGGUGGUGGAGAUGGGUCUGACCCAGUUGUUCCAUCAGCUUCGUCCCACCAUGCCCUGGAACUCUCUCAUGGAUUGUAUGAUGAAGGAGCUCCACUCACAGGGAAAAACAGUUCAUGAAAUCGCAGACUGCUUGAAACGUGUUCCAUUGCAUCCCCGGAUUAUUGCAGCCAUCAAAGGUGCCCAUGCGUUUGGGUGCGACUUAAGGAUAGUGAGCGAUGCAAAUCAAUUUUUCAUAGAGACAAUACUUGAGCAUCAUGGAUUAUUAGGCUGUUUCUCAGAGAUCAUCACAAACCCCACCUUUGCGGAUGAAGAAGGCAGGCUUAGGAUCUUCCCUUACCAUGUUCUCAACUCAACUCCUCAUGGUUGCCGUCUAUGCCCUUCAAAUUUGUGCAAGGGUCUGGUGAUUGAGCGGAUUCGAGCUUCUGUUUCUCAGAAUGGUGGAAGGAGAUUCAUCUACCUUGGAGAUGGAAAUGGUGAUUACUGCCCAACUUUGAAGCUUAUAGAAGGUGACCAUGUGAUGCCACGAAGAAACUUUCCUCUGUGGGAACGCAUACGCAGCAAUCCAAUGCUCAUCAAGGCAGAAGUCCAUGAAUGGGUUGAUGGAGAGGAGCUCGAGAAGGUCCUAGGAUGCCUUAUCAACUGCAUCUCAGCAGAAGAAAACAUCAGCAGUAGUGAUUCCAAUCCAUUGAAUCCAUCUGAUUGCAAGUUUCAAGCAAUGCCAGACCUCCCCCAUGAAGCAGUUCCUCAAAGUCUUCCUGUCCCUCAUUAGCACAGGAUGUUGAACAUGGAUGUUUCUGGAAAAAGCAUGUAAUAUUAUCUCUCCUCUGUAAGAUUGAGCAGAAAUAUGAAUGUACCCAUAUUGCUUCAUCUCCAUGGAUUGGUGAUAUUUGGAUUCAUAUCAGCUUGUUUUUAAAGCCGGAUAUUGUUUUUGAUUUUGCUAUUGGAGUUUGUUAUACCAAUCUCCAUGGUCGAAACUUGUAAGGCAGUUGGCCUAUUUGUCGGGUUUUUGUAUUUCGAGAAAUAAGGCUCAAUUCUCUCUUGAAA